UCCCAAAUUCCAAAUCCUUCGCCACCAAGGAAAAAGAGCUGUCAACUUCGCCUUCAAUUUCCCCAGCGAUUCCCCAAACCACCGCGCAUUAAAAUUCCCGCACGAAAUCCCACAUCCGCACCCCAAUCCAACCCCCACCUCCCUGGCAACCAACUACCCGUCGGUCUCCUCCCGCGGCGGGGAUCUCCGGGUUCCUGAGCCUGAAUCGCCGCCGCCCCGGAGACCCCACGGAUCCCGCGCGCGCGCAGAAACCCCCUGUCAGUUGAGUCGCCAAAAAUCCGAUUUCGGGGCGUGUUGAUCGAGUGGAUUGCUCUCCUCCUCCUCCUCCUCCUCGUCGUGCUCCAGUUUAGGGGGUGUUUGGUGAAUCCGGAUGGGACUGCAGCAGUCCAAAGGGGAGCUGCUGUACCAGCAGGUCAACUACGGCAACGUCGAUGGGAUUCGCACCCUCCGGGCGCAGGGCGCGGACCUUGAGUGGAUUGACAAGGAAGGGAAGACACCCCUGAUGGUCGCCUGCAUGCGGCCUGAUCUCCUGAAUGUGGCCAAGGCGCUGAUUGAAUUGGGAGCGAAUGUGAAUGCGUACCGGCCUGGAUCACAUUGUGGGACUGCAUUGCACCAUGCUGCCAAGAAAGGACUCGAGCAGACUGUCCAUUUGCUUCUCUCACAUAGGGCUAAUCCUUUUAUAACAAAUGAUGAUUGUAACACUGCACUUGAAUUGGCAAGAGAAAAGGGCCAUGUGAACGUUGUACGGGCCAUAGAGGGACGUAUUUCUCUUUUUGGUGGAUGGAUGAGGGAGAAUUAUGCUCCUGCUUUUCUGGAUGCCAUUGCCCCACAGUUCAUGACAAGAAAGAUUUGGGCUGUGGUUUUACCCCGCGAAGUGAGGACUCCAACCAGGCCUCUCAAGUUAGAGUUAGCUAUAUAUCCUGAAUUACAGGCUUCUAAACCACGUGCUGUAAUCAAACUAUGGAAAUCUCAAAUUGAGGAACCAAAACUUAAUCAGGCUGACCCUUCCAUUAUCAUUUUUGACAAAGGAACAAAAAGUCGAUACAAGAUCUUACCGGCUUAUGAAGGUGACAAACAGCAGCUUCAAUGGUUUUACAGUGCAUGUUGCGGCAUAGCACAGGUUGUCAACACGGUUCCAGUACCACUGACAAAUCACCCAUUGCCAAAUCCAUUACCUGCAAAUUCAUCUUUGGCACAUUCAGAACUAUCCGCACCCAGCAAGGAGGAUGUUGACUUAGCGAUGGCUAUCAAUGCCUCCAUUCAAUCAGCUAUAGCAGAGGGAGUGCCCAAUGUUCAGCCAAAUGCAUCAACCCCCAACAACAAUGGCUGGGGUAACCCUCCAAGCAACUCUCUCAAUGGAUGGGCUCCACCGGUUACUCCUGCACCAUCAAAGAUGAGUGGGCAAGCCUGGGUUGAUGCUCCAAGCAGCAGUACUUACAAUGGAUGGGACAUGCCCGGAACAAGCUCUAACCAAAGUUCAUCGGAACCAGACAAAAGCCAAACCAACCCUCCAAUUGUGAUUCCGCAGGAGACACUUCUGGCUCUUCCAACCCCAACCGCGCCUCCAUUUGCUGAAGAAACCUUCUACAAUGGUCCUGUUCAGUAUCCAUCCGUAGAUUCCACGCCUGUCAAUGUAACCAUGCUGGCUACCACCGAAGGUGGUGUAGCGGCAACACCUGCAGAACCUGGAGAAAACGAAGCUAAUGUGGACGGGAGCGGUAGCACUCCAUCUGGCACUUGUGUUAUUUGUUUGGAUGCCCCUGUGGAAGGCGCCUGCAUUCCGUGCGGUCACAUGGCUGGCUGCAUGUCCUGUUUGAAGGAUAUAGAGUCCAAGAAAUGGGGAUGCCCUAUCUGCCGUGCCAAGAUUAACCAGGUUAUCCGCCUGUAUGCUGUUUGAGGAGUAGAAACAGCGGGCUUGGAAAGUUGGUACUGGAUGGUUCUCAUGACAAGUUUUGACGGGAACAUCUGUAUCCAAAAAUUAUGCAGUUCUGUGAUUGUGCAGUUCACUGCACUGUAAAUUAUGAAUUUUGUGUGAUGGGAAUUACUUGGGCUAUUAUACGGCAAGCGUCUUAUGUAUAUAUGUGUUUUAAGACAUUUCUGUUGUAAUUGCAGCCACGGAAUUUGAAACAAAAUAUUAUUUGCUCCGUGCUGAAAUCAAGAAGGCCGUGUGGAGCUUUUUCAA
Molecule: messenger RNA, 2182 nt
Organism: Phragmites australis (common reed)
Lineage: Eukaryota; Viridiplantae; Streptophyta; Magnoliopsida; Poales; Poaceae
Product: probable E3 ubiquitin-protein ligase XBOS34
Exons: 9
Coding region: 371-1897 (508 amino acids)
Molecular function (GO): protein binding
Source: RefSeq, a predicted model, not a curated record